This is a messenger RNA of Gasterosteus aculeatus aculeatus (three-spined stickleback), 765 nucleotides long. Its product is annotated as gamma-crystallin M2. Gene Ontology annotation, molecular function: structural constituent of eye lens. Lineage: Eukaryota; Metazoa; Chordata; Actinopteri; Perciformes; Gasterosteidae. Gene Ontology annotation, biological process: lens development in camera-type eye; visual perception. The record is from RefSeq and is a predicted model, not a curated record.
AUAUAGCGGCGCCCGGCUGCUGCUUUAUGAGACCAUCAUUUCCCCGUGGGUGAGCAGCUCCAGCACUCUUUGCAGGAUGAGUAGUAAGAUCACUUUUUAUGAGGACAGAAACUUCCAGGGCCGCUCCCAUGAGUGCGACGCCGACUGUCCCGACAUGCACCCCCACUUCAGCCGCUGCAACUCCAUCAAGGUGGAGAGCGGCUGCUGGGUGCUGUACGAGAAGCCCAACUACAGCGGCUACCAGUACGUGCUGACCAGGGGGGAGUACCCGGACUACCAGCGCUGGAUGGGCUACAAUGACACCAUCCGCUCCUGCCGGACCUUCUCCUACACCGGCGAGGGGCCCUACCGCCUGCGCAUCUACGAGCGCCCCAACUUCCAGGGCCAGAUGAUGGAGUUCAGCGACGACUGCGAUUCGGUGCAGGAACACUUCCGCAGCCGCGACGUCUACUCCUGCAACGUGGUGGAGGGCUACUGGACCCUCCACGAGCACCCCAACUACCGCGGCCGGCAGUACUUCAUGCGGCCCGGCGAGUACCGCAAGUUCAGCGACUGGGGGGCCACCUGCGCCACCACCGGGUCCUUCCGCAGGGUCACCGAGUUUUAAUCGGGCAUCUCAGUCUCUGCCGUCGAUCCCGUUCACAUUUUAAUUCCAUCUAAAAAGAAAAGGAGCUGUUUCCUCCUCUACGAUGAAGAGGUCGAUCCGGCGUGUCGACGGGGUUUGUCGUGAUUGAAAAAAUAAAAUAAAAUAAAGAUAUGAAUCUA